Messenger RNA from Kogia breviceps (pygmy sperm whale), 3379 nucleotides. It is a transcript of the gene CCPG1, whose product is annotated as cell cycle progression 1. Gene Ontology annotation, cellular component: membrane. Lineage: Eukaryota; Metazoa; Chordata; Mammalia; Artiodactyla; Physeteridae. The record is from RefSeq and is a predicted model, not a curated record.
CGCGGGGUUUCCGCUGAAGGAGAGCUUGAUCCUAGGCGCUCAGUGUUUGCUGCCGCCUGGGUGGCCUCCUCGGAAGGCGAGUCUGCAUCCCCCGUGGCGGAGCCGGUCCGGUGGUCCUGCAGCCUCGCUUACCUGCGUUGCAGAAGUGAGCGGUGUGCCGGGAGUGUGGGGGAGCCGACAGCCCAGGGGACGCACCCGCCUUCCUCCGCUGGGCUGGCUUAAGGCUCUCCUCGGUCCUGAUUGAUGAGAAUCCAUAUGACCUGAAAAAUGUCUGAAAAUUCCAGUGACAGUGAUUCAUCUUGUGGUUGGACUGUCAUCAAUCAUGAGGGGUCUGAUAUAGAGAUGGUGAAUUCUGAACAUGGUGCAGCCAAUGACAGCUGUGAGCUCACCCCGGAAUGUUCAUCUUUAUCACAAGAGGAGCUACAAGUAUUGCAGUUAGAGCAGGGAGAGAGCAGCCAGAAUGGCACAGUGUUAAUGGGAGGAAGUCCUUAUCCAGCUUUGGAGGAAAUGAAGUCAGCACUUGAGGGAGAGGAAGAAAAGUUACCUGAUGACAAUCUCUAUUUUGGAACUGUCAGUGAUGAUUCUGAUAUUGUUACACUUGAGCCACCUAAGUUAGAAGAAACUGGGAAUCAAGAAGAAGCAAUAAUUGUUAAAGAAGCACAGAGUCCAGAAGACUUUAACAUGGGCUCUUCCUCUAGCAGCCAGUAUACGUUUUGUCAGCCAGAAACUGAAAGGUGGUGGGAGAAGCUGUGGAAGAUUCCUGAAUGCAUAAGGGGAUGGGAUGAUCAGCUGAAACACCAUGUUCCUAGCCAACUCGCUUUCCAAGUAUUUUCAUCUCAGCCUAGCGAUGACGAAUCAAGUAGUGAUGAAACCAGUCAUCAGCCCAGUCCGGCCUUUAGACGACGCCGUGCUAGGAAGAAGACUGUUUCUAGUUCAGAAUCUGAAGAAAGGUUACUUGCUGAACAAGAAACUGAACCUUCUAAGGAGCCGUGUAAACGUCAGUUCAAUAGUGGUCUCAAUAAAUGUGUUAUACUUGCUUUGGUGAUUGCAAUCAGCAUGGGAUUUGGACAUUUCUACGGCACAAUUCAGAUUCAGAAGCGUCAGCAGUUAGUCAGAAAGAUACAUGAAGAUGAAUUGAAUGAUAUGAAGGAUUAUCUUUCCCAGUGUCAACAGGAACAAGGGUCAUUUAUAGAUUAUAAGUCAUUGAAGGAAAACCUUGCAAGGUGUUGGACCCAUACUGAAGCAGAGAAAAUGUCCUUUGAAACUCAGAAAAAGAACCUUGAUACAGAAAAUCAGUAUCUAAGACUAUCUCUGGAGAAGGAAGAAAAAGCCUUAUAUUCAUUACAGGAAGAGUUAAGGAAACUAAGAGAACAGAUUAGGAUAUUGGAAGAUAAAGGGACAAGUGCUGAAUUAAUUACAGAAAAUCAGAAACUUAAGCAGCAUUUGGAAGAAGAAAAGCUGAAAACACAAAGCUUCCUUAAUCAAAAGGAGACUCUGUUGGCAGAAGCAAAGAUGCUAAGGAGGGAACUGGAAAGAGAACAACUAAUAACCAUGGCUUUAAGGGUGGAACUCCAGCAGCUAAGCUCUAGUCAGUCAUAUAGCAACCCAGACUCUCCCAGUGUAGUGACUGAAAAAAAGGAAAUAAAAGUGUUACGGGAAAGACUUACUGAGCUGGAGCGCAAGCUAAACUUUGAACAGCAGCGUUCUGACUUGUGGGAAAGACUGUAUGUUGAAGCAAAAGAUCAAAAUGAAAAACAAGAAACUGAUGGAAAAAAGAAAGGGAACAGAGGAAACCACAGAGCUAAAAAUAAGUCAAAGGAAACAUUUUUGGGUUCUGUUAAGGAAACAUUUGAUGCCAUGAAGAAUUCUACCAAGGAGUUUGUGAGGCAUCAUAAAGAAAAAAUUAAACAGGCUAAAGAAGCUGUAAAAGAAAAUCUGAAAAAAUUCUCAGAUUCAGUUAAAUCCACUUUCAGGCAUUUCAAAGAUACCACCAAGAAUAUCUUUGAUGAAAAAGGCAAUAAAAGAUUUGGUGCUACAAAAGAAGCAGCAGCUAAAAAACCAACAACAGUUUUUAGUGAAUAUUUAUAUCCACAGUAUAAGGCACAUACACAAAACCAGAAUAGUAGAGGCCCUACUACGCAAAGAGAGAGAAGGAAAGAAAAGCCUCAUUUUGAAGAAUUUGGAAAAAAUACAAAUUCACAGAAAUGCAGUGCUGAGCAUGACUGUGGUGAAAAUUAUAAUUCUUUCAGAAAGGCUUGUUCUGGUGUAUUUGAAUGUGCUCAACAGGAAUCCAUUAACCUUUUUAAUGUUAAAAUGUUGAAUCCUGUAAGGAUAGAUGAAUUUAGACAGUUAAUUGAAAGGUAUUUAUUAGGAAAACUGGAUAGGUUUCAUCAUUGGAAAGAACUUGAUCACUUCAUCAAUAAGUUUUUCCUAAAUGGUGUCUUUAUACAUGAUCAGAAGCUCUUCACUGACUUUGUUAAUGAUGUUAAAGAUUAUCUUAAAGACAUGAAGGAAUAUCAAGUAGAUAAUGAUGGAGUAUUUGAGAAGUUGGAUGGAUAUAUAUAUAGACACUUCUUUGGUCACACCUUUUCCCCUCCAUAUGGACCCAGUCGACCAGAUAAAAAGCAACGUAUGGUAAAUAUUGAAAGCUCCAGGCAUCGAAAACAAGAGCAGAAGCACCCUCAGCCACAACCUUAUAAAAGGGAAGGUAAAUGGCAUAAAUACAGUCGCACUAAUGGAAGACACAUGGCAAACCUUGAAAUAGAAUUGGGGCAAUUACCUUUUGAUCCUAAAUAUUGACCAUCACAAUUAAGUUAAAUUAGAAAACUGUAACAGAAACUUGGAUGCUUUCUAGACUGUUUGGUGUUGAAACUAAGAUGAAAUUAUCAAGAUAAAAAUGUCUUUUUAUCAUUUCUAAGUAUCAGUUUGAUGAUUUUAUAUUAUUACUCAGAAGCAUCAAGCAAAAGCUUACUAACUUGCAUUUUCCUGUAGUUUAGCUUUGCUGAAUUUUUUUGGCACUGGAAAUGUUCAACUAUAGAUUUAUUAAGGAAGCCAGGCAUGCAACAGAUUUUGUGCAUGAAAUGAGACUUCCUUUCAGUGUAUGAGCUUAAAUUAAGCAAGCUCAAAUCAUACAUGACAAAGUGUAAUUAACACUGAUAUUUGUGUUAAAUUUCCAGUAGAGCUUGAAAAAAGUACAUUGUGAUGGAAUUUCAUCUCUAACAUUUUAUAAUCUUACACUUCUUGUCUUUUUGUGGGUUCAAGAGCCUGUUGACUUGUGAAGAAUUUGCUGCCUUAUGAGCUUGCUGGCUUGUUCUCUUGUGAAAUUUCUUGCACAUCUGAAUAUUGUGGAAGAAACAAUAAAACUACACCAUGAGGAAAA